Manis pentadactyla (Chinese pangolin) is the source of this 1441-nucleotide messenger RNA. RefSeq names its product retinol dehydrogenase 14 (gene RDH14). The record is from RefSeq and is a predicted model, not a curated record. Lineage: Eukaryota; Metazoa; Chordata; Mammalia; Pholidota; Manidae. The coding region runs from base 15 to 1016 and encodes 333 amino acids. The transcript is spliced from 2 exons.
GCCCCCCCGCUGCGAUGGCUGUGGCUACACUCGCGGCAGUAUUGGCUGCACUAGGCGGGGCCCUGUGGCUGGCGGCCCGGCGGUUCAGCGUACAGCGGCUGCCCGGAGGCGGGGACUCCGGCCUCAUGCACGGAAAGACCGUGCUGAUCACGGGGGCAAACAGUGGCUUGGGCCGAGCCACGGCCGCCGAGCUGCUGCGCUUGGGGGCGCGGGUGAUCAUGGGCUGCCGGGACCGCGUGCGCGCCGAGGAGGUGGCGGGUCAGCUCCGCCGCGAGCUCCUCCAGGCCGGCGGCCGCGAGCCAGGCCCCAGUGCCGGUGGGGCUGGCGAGCUCGUCGUCAGGGAGUUGGACCUCGCCUCCCUGCGCUCGGUGCGGGCCUUCUGUCAGGAGAUGCUCCAGGAAGAGCCUAGAUUGGACGUCUUGAUCAAUAAUGCAGGGAUCUUCCAGUGCCCUUACAUGAAGACUGAAGAUGGAUUUGAGAUGCAGUUUGGAGUGAACCAUCUGGGGCACUUCCUACUCACCAGUCUUCUCCUUGGACUCCUCAAAAGUUCAGCACCCAGCAGGAUUGUGGUCGUUUCUUCCAAACUCUAUAAAUAUGGAGAUAUCAACUUUGAAGACUUAAACAGUGAACAAAGCUACAGUAAAAGUUUUUGUUACAGUCGGAGCAAACUGGCUAACAUUCUUUUUACCAGAGAACUAGCCCGCCGCUUGGAAGGCACAAACGUCACUGUCAAUGUAUUACACCCUGGUAUUGUGCGAACUAAUCUAGGGAGGCACAUCCACAUUCCUCUGUUGGUCAAACCACUUUUCAAUUUGGUGUCAUGGGCCUUCUUCAAAACUCCAGCAGAAGGUGCCCAGACUUCAAUUUAUUUAGCCUCAUCACCAGAGGUAGAAGGUAUGUCAGGGAAGUACUUUGGCGACUGUAAAGAGGAAGAACUAUUGCCCAAAGCUAUGGAUGAGUCUGUUGCAAGAAAACUCUGGGAUAUCAGUGAAGUAAUGGUCGGCAUAUUAAAAUAGGAACAUGGAGUGAAAGAGCUGUUUGUAAAACUGGAUGACAGUUACAUCUGUGGUCAGGAAUGGUGUGGCUUGUGUGACUUGCUACUUGAAAACAAUUUUGGUUUUACAGUACAUGCUAUGAAGUCCAUAUGGAGAUUUUGAAGUGACUAAAAACAAAAUUUCCGAAAAGAUGUUUUAAAUAUAUAUAUUAAGCAUAUUGAAUAAUUAUAAUGAACAAUUAAAAUUGAACAAGUAUGGAUUACCAAUGUUAAAGAAUUCAGUGAUUUAAAAUAGGCACCUUGAGAAGGUUUUCAAAUAUCUUAGAGUUUCAUGGCCAAAGCGUUCAAUAUAUUUAUUACAAUACUGGCUUCUAUAUGAUAAUAUGCCUGUUGUGUGUGCACAAUUCUUGGAAUAAAUUUACUGAUGCAAGUUAAGUUUCACUGAAA